This is a messenger RNA of Rubroshorea leprosula, 3614 nucleotides long. Lineage: Eukaryota; Viridiplantae; Streptophyta; Magnoliopsida; Malvales; Dipterocarpaceae. The record is from the annotation of a GenBank genome assembly.
GGCUUCCUCUCCUUUUGAACACAGGUUACACAAUGGUACACGAAAUGUAAACAAUCAAAUCAUCCCAACAUCUGAUUAUCAUAAUUUUUUUUUUUUGAAAAACAAAACAAAAUUUAUCUCUUUGAUGACAUUGACGAGCUUCAUUCUAUGUAUCUCUGUCUUCUCAGUUUCUUCUAAUUUUCAUAAAGUUAUAUUGAAACCAUUCAAAUUCCCACAAGAUAACCUCUCUAUUCUGCAUUCCAGAAAAUAAUAGGGGCAAGUAAAUGCCAAAUAGGAGUAACUGCUAACUGAGAUGUUUUUGAACCAAUGGCAAACAAUAGUAGUGAUACAGAAGCAAAGAAAGUAGGAACAUUGGUUGAGUGGUUAAACAGCAUUGUUCCUAACUUGAAUCUGCCAAUAAAAGCUUCAGAAGAGGAACUGAGAGCCAACUUGAUUGAUGGAACUGUUUUAUGUCAAAUUUUGAUGAGGCUCCAACCUGGUUCUGUUAAUAAGGAAGGUUACUCUGAAAACUCAUCAGCGUCACAAUUUGAAAAUGUUAAAAGAUUUCUAACAGCUUUGGACGAUCUAGAAAUACCCAGAUUUGAAAUUUCUGAUCUAGAGAAGGUAUCCAUCUCUUUCCAUGAACUAGGAACUCUUGAACAUGGAUCUCUUAAGACUAUUGUGGACUGUCUUCUAAAUCUAAAAGCAAAGUUCAUGCCUUCUGGAGAAAAUUCUUCCACCAUUAGCACACAUACUAAAUCAGGAAGCCUUCAUCAUGAUGCAUCUUCUCAUGGCUCCCUCUCACCCCUUGUAGAAGAAAAGCGGAGGACUUCAUCUGAGUCAAAAUUUCAACGUACUUUGUGCAGUCCCGUGUUGUCAGAGCCACCACCUGGAGUUGUACUAUACCAUGGUGGACACAAGUUCCAUGAGGUUUUUCAAUUGAAACAAGGGCACUAUGCAGAUCUCCCUGCUACAAAGAUUUCAGAGAUGAUGAAAUCCAAUAGUUUAGACAAUGCUCCAACUCAAUCACUGCUAACUGUUGUGAAUGGAAUUCUGGAUGAAAGUGUCGAAAGAAAGAAUGGUGAAAUUCCACAUCGUGUAGCUUGUCUACUGAGAAAAGUGGUACAGGAGAUUGAACGACGUAUAUCAACCCAAGCAGAGCACUUAAGAACACAAAACAAUCUUUUUAAGGCUCGUGAGGAAAAAUAUCAAUCAAGAAUCAGAGUGCUUGAGGCCCUAGCAGCUGGGACUGGAGAGGAGCCUAAGAUUGUCGUGGAUCAGCUUCAGCCAAUAAAGAUUGAGAAGCCCCAUAUAGAUGAAAAGGAGAAAGAAGAACAGGAAGAAAAACAAAAAGUUCAAGAGGAUGUUAUAAGGUUAAUGAAAGAAAGAGACAAGAGCAAUCUUGAAAUCACAGCACUAAAGCAACAAAUCACAGCACUGAAGCAAGAGUUAGAAAUGGCAAAAAGGACAUACGAAUUGCACUGCUUGGAAAUGGAAAACAAAACUAAUGGUUCCAAAGUGGGUCUUGAGGAAAGGGUUAAAGAGCUUGAACACCUUUUGUUGGAAAUGGAAGGAAAAGCUAUAGGUUCCAAGAUAGGGCUAGGGGAGAAGGUAAAUGAGCUUGAGCACUUAUUGGCUAAUUCAACCAGCAAAACAAAAGAGCUUGAGCAACUCUUGGUUGAUUCAAGCACUCGGAUGAAAGAGAUUGAAAUAACUUCUGAGUCAAAAUGUAAGACAUGGGGCAAGAAAGAGAACAUGUAUUAUAUGUUUAUGGAUUUUCAAUUUGGUGCGUUACAGGAGUUAAGGUUUACUUCUGAUUCCAUCAAGAAAGAAAUUCUACAAACUCAAAAGAGCUAUUCAGAGGAGUUUAAUCACUUAGGACAAAAGCUUAAAGCAUUAGCAAAUGCAGCUGAGAACUAUGAUGCGGUUCUUGCUGAAAAUCGAAAGUUCUUUAAUGAGAUUCAAGAUUUAAAAGGAAACAUCAGAGUAUAUUGUAGGGUAAGGCCAUUUUUGCCUGGACAAGCUGGGAAAAAUACUAUAGUGGAAUCUGUUGGUGAAAAUGGGGAGUUAACUAUUGCAAAUCCCUCUAAGCCAGGGAAAGAUGCCCAAAGAUCCUUUCGGUUCAAUAAGGUGUUCGAUCUAGCUGCUACUCAAGCAAAUGUAUAUGCCGAUAUCCAACCCUUUGUUCGAUCUGUAGUUGAUGGUUAUAACGUGUGCAUAUUUGCUUAUGGUCAAACUGGUUCAGGAAAGACCUACACUAUGAUUGGCCCUAAUAGAGCAUCUGGAGAGGAUUGGGGAGUUAAUUACCGUGCUUUAUCUGAUCUCUUCAAGAUAUCUCAAAAUAGAAAAAGUUCCUUUUUGUAUGAAAUUGGGGUACAAAUGGUUGAAAUAUACAACGAGCAAGUGCGUGAUUUGUUGGCAGCUGUACCUGAUGCUAUCAUGCACACAGUCACAUCAACUUCGGAUGUUUUGGAUAUAAUGGAUAUUGGACUAAACAACAGGGCUGUUAGUUCUACAGCCAUGAAUGAAAGAAGUAGCCGCUCUCACAGCAUUGUCACUAUUCAUGUUCGUGGGAAGGAUUUGAAGACUGGUGCUCUUUUGUAUGGCAAUCUCCAUUUGGUAGAUCUUGCAGGAAGUGAAAGGGUAGAUCGAUCUGAGGUGACUGGCAUGGAGCUUAAAGAAGCACAACACAUAAACAAAUCACUUGCUGCCCUUGGAGAUGUAAUUUUUGCUCUUUCACAAAAGAGUUCUCAUGUGCCUUAUAGAAACAGCAAGUUGACUCAAGUACUUCAAAGCUCUCUUGGUGGUCAAGCAAAGACCCUUAUGUUUGUGCAGCUAAAUCCUGAUGCCACUUCAUAUUCUGAAAGUAUGAGUACAUUGAAGUUUGCAGAAAGGGUCUCUGGAGUAGAGCUAGGUGCUGCAAAAAGUAGCAAAGAUGGGAGGGAUGUUCGCGAACUAAUGGGGCAGGUGUCAUCUCUCAAAGAUACAAUAGCAAGAAAAGAUGAUGAGAUUGAGAGGUUGCAAUUACUUAAAAAUCUCAAAAAUGUUCACUCUGGUGUCAAUAAUGAGGGGCAAAGAACAGGGUUGUCGAGACAUGCAUUAUCCUCAUCAAGAGGCAUACAAUUAAGUGUGAAAGGCUCAGGUUUGGAUCUUGAUAACUGUUCAGAGUAUAGUGAUAAGCGUUCUGAAGCUGAUUCUCAACAGUCUAUGGAUGAUGAAAGGUUAAGUGACAUAUCUGAUGGUGGUGUUUCUGUGGGAACAGAACCUGAUGGCUUUACUGACAAUGUUUAUUCUCCUAGAGGCACGAAGCUAUCGGAUAAUUUGGACAAAUCUAAAUCAAUGCCUAGGAGUCCUCGACUCUUGCAGAAACCAGGGCAUAUUGCAACAACAUCAAAGGACUCCUUGGGGAAAUCACCAAGUGUUAAAAGGAGUGUAAGCUCCUCCUCACUCAAACCAACUAAACGAUGGGGGUAAACAUGAUGAUAGUAGUUGCUAUUUUAUUACUUGUCAUUCUUUUCAUCUCUCCUAUAUUAUGACUAUGUUGCAAUUUUCUUGUGCUCUUCUUAAGUUUAGGCUUUGCCCUUCUACGUAGUGGUCUCAUAGCAGGAAGAUUUGAAUAAAUUGGAAUUUGAUAC